AUGGAGCCCUUCGCAAAGAACACACAGCGCUACGGCGAUAAUCCGAACCAGCCGGGUUACGAAAUGGCCCACAUGUCCGAGCUCGAGGCCAGCUACAAGCAGCAGGCCCAGCAGGACCCGUCGCUGGCCGAUUACAGCACCGAAACGCAGGGCCUGUUUGGCGGGCCGGGCGUCACCCGGCGUCAGUCGCGAUUCACAACGGCCCCUCGAUACAUCACUGGGUCCCGUCGCUUCGUCAAGAAGAGAGAUCCUCGAUUCCUCGUGGUCGUGAAAAUCCUCUUCACCUUCCUGGGUGCCCUCUGCCUGGUGUGCCCCGUCAUCGUCGGCUAUAUCUUCCACUUCAACCUGAUCAGCACACAGCAGGGCUUCUUCUUCGGCCUCUACGGUGUCUUUGUGAUCUGCCAUUACUUUAUCCAGGCGUGCUUUGCCACAGCCAACCGCCUUACCGUCAACCGAAAGGUGCGGAAUCGCGAUCCCAACUGGAGAGGUCUCGCAACCGGUGUCCUGGUCGUUGGUUAUCGCGAGGACCCUGAACUCUACCGCCAGUGUCUCGAGAGUUGCAAGGCUCUGCAAUACAAUAACCUCCGCCGCGUCAUGAUGGUUGUUGACGGCGACGAACAGGAGGACGAGUACAUGGGCACAAUCUUCCAGGAGGUCUUUGGCCCCGAGGCAACCGUCAUCGCCCCAGGCUUCAACCUGGUCGAAGUCGGUCCUGACUCGCGCGAGGCCAAGUGGCUCUACAAUGAACUUGCCCAGGCCAGAGGUCCUAUUUGCAUCCUGCAGAAGCACGGCGGCAAGCGCCACGCCAUGUACUGCGGCUUCCAUGUCUUCCUCAACUGCAUCCCCACCGACGCCAUCAUGGUCACCGAUUCGGACACCUAUCUGGACUGCAACGCCGUCAAGGAGCUUGCCUUCAUGCUCAACGACCCCAAGGUCGGCGCUGCCACCGGCGACGUCCGCAUCUGGAACGACGACAACUGGAUCUCCUUCCUCUCGGCACUCCGCUACUGGUUUGCUUUCAAUAUGGAGCGAGCCUGCCAGUCCUUCCACAAGUGUGUUGGAUGUGUCUCUGGACCCCUCGGUAUCUACCGAACGGAGAUCAUUCGUGUCAUCAUCGAACCCUGGGUCAGCCAAAAGUUCCUUGGAAUCCAGUGCACCUACGGAGACGAUCGUCACUUGACCAACCUCACACUGAAGCUUGGCCAGCAGGUCGUCUACACUCACUAUGCCUGGUGUCUGACCGAAACCCCGACCCAGUUCAUCCGAUGGACUGUCCAGCAAACCCGCUGGAGCAAGAGUUUCUAUCGGGAAGGCCUGUACAAUUCUCGCUGGUUCCACAAGCACAGUAUCUGGAUGGCCUACGAAAUGAUUUUCCAGACGGUCUAUCCCGGCGUGCUGCUCUAUAUCUUCCUGUACACGCUCUUCUUUGGCACCCUGUUGCGCAUGCUCAUGUGGGCCAACGUUCUGAUCGUCAUGGGCUUCCUGAAGGCAACUUAUGCCGUCAUCAUUACCAAGAACGUCAAGUAUCUCCUGGUCUCCUUCUACGGCUUCCUGUAUCUCUGCGGUCUGAUGAUUGCCAAGAUCCAUGCGGUGCUCUUCCUCUGGGACAACGGAUGGGGAACAUCCUCUCGUCUCGGUGCCAAAAUGUCCAAGUGGCAGCAGUACGUCUUCCCCUUUGGGUGGAACCUGAUCAUCAUCGGAGGCAUGAGCUACAACAUCACCAAAUUCGUGCUUGCCAGCAAGGCCGAUGUUAAGCCCAUCUGGUACCACGGCUUCGACUUUUGGCACAUUCUCUUCUCUUGCACCCUGGCCGGUGCCAUCGUCAUCGGACUGAUAGGCUAUGGCCUCUACAAGACGAACAAGUGGAUGAUGACCCGCCGUGGCCUCACGGCUAUCCAGCAAAAGGUCUAG
Molecule: messenger RNA, 1911 nt
Organism: Polychytrium aggregatum
Lineage: Eukaryota; Fungi; Chytridiomycota; Chytridiomycetes; Polychytriales
Product: nucleotide-diphospho-sugar transferase
Exons: 7
Coding region: 1-1911 (636 amino acids)
Biological process (GO): hyaluronan biosynthetic process; extracellular matrix assembly
Molecular function (GO): hyaluronan synthase activity
Source: RefSeq, a predicted model, not a curated record